This is a messenger RNA of Ostreobium quekettii, 1896 nucleotides long. The record is from the annotation of a GenBank genome assembly. NCBI's taxonomy places the organism in Eukaryota, Viridiplantae, Chlorophyta, Ulvophyceae, Bryopsidales, Ostreobiaceae.
AUGGACCGCUCCAGUCCUCAUGGAGCCGGGAGGCCCUGGUGGGAAGCCGCGCAGGAGGCCCACAGGCGCGGGGCCAAGCUGGCGUCUGAGAUCGAGCGGUCGGUCAUUGGGGGCGACGCCACGUUUGCGGGACCCUUCGGCCCUCGACGGUUGGUCUACUGCGACCACACGGCCUCCGGCAAGUCCCUAGGCUUCAUCGAGGAUUACAUCCGCGAUCGCGUGCUGCCCAUGUACGCCAACACCCACACGGUGGACACGUACACGGGGCGGCACACCACCAGGCUGAGGGAGCAGGCCCGGCAGGCGAUCAGAAGGGCGGUAAACGCCACAGACGACUAUGUCGUAUUAUUCGCCGGAUCGGGAUGCACUGCCGCGGUUCACAAAGUGGUGCAGGCCCUGGGCUUGGCGGGGCAGUCUGCGGCAUCGAAGGGCGCUGGGUGGCGGAUGCAAGGCAAGGGAUGCGACCGUCCGGUGGUGUUCUUGGGGCCGUUUGAGCACCACUCGACCGUGCUGCCUUUCAGGGAGUCCGGAGCGGAGGUCGUGCGAAUCCGCCUGGACAAAGGCGGUCGGGCUUGCGCGAAGGAUCUGGAGAAGAAGCUGGAGCGCUUUGCGGGAAGCGGGAGGCUUAUGAUUGGGGUGUUUUCGGCGGCGUCCAACAUCACGGGCAGCCUGACCGACGUGCAGGCGUUCACGGCCAUCCUGCACCGAUGGGGGGCGCUGGCGCUGUGGGAUUACGCCACCGCCGCCCCAUACCUGGACAUCGACGUCCAGACCGAUGGGCAUGAUGCCGUCUUCAUCUCUCCCCACAAGUUCGUGGGGGGUCCCGGGACGCCGGGAGUACUGGUGGCCAGGAAGUCGCUCUUCCAGAACGCCGUUCCCAGCGGCGUGGGCGGCGGCACGGUCGCCUUCGUCACGCGACGAGAACACGGCUACCUGGCGGAUGUGGAGGCCAGGGAGGAGGGCGGCACACCGGACAUCGUGGGCUCCAUUCGCGCCGGCCUGGCGUUCACGCUCAAGGCCAGAGUGGGGCACGACUACAUACUGGCGAGGGAGCGGGAGGUGUGCGCCCUGGCGUUGGAGAGGCUGGGGGGAAUGAGGAACGUGUGCCUGCUGGGGAAUCGCACCCGCGAGCGCCUGCCCAUCUUCUCGUUCAUCGUGGCCCACCCGCCCACCCAGCGCCUGCUACACCAUGGCUUCGUGUGCGUCCUGCUGAACGACCUGUUCGGGAUACAGACGCGGGCGGGCUGCAUGUGCGCCGGGCCCUAUGCCAUGGACCUCCUGCGCCUCUCAGACGCCUUCGUGGACAGCUUGACGCCGUUCCUGGGGGACUGCCCCAGGAACGGGCCGCGCGUGGCGAGGCACGAGAUCCUGAAGCACGGCUUCGUGCGGCUGAGCUUCCCUUACUUCAUGUCCGACGCCGACGUGCGGUUCGUGCUGGACGCCGUGGAGCUGGUGGCCAGCGAGGGGUGGAGGCUGCUGCCCCUCUACGGCUUCGACGCAGAGCAAGGAGGCUGGUUCCACAGCGAGUCGCCAACGGCCGCAGACGAAGAUCUGAACAACGCGUUUCUCACCAUGGAACAGCGUGGUCCUGGCAGUUUCAGAGAUUCUGGCAGCCACUGGCCAGCCGCCAAGCCUGCCAAUGCCUUAACAGAGGCUCGCCAAAUCCUUGCCAAGGCAGGAACACUCGCGAGUGGGACGAAGCCCCAAGGGGAUGCAGACAUGGAAGAAGAUGCAAGAGCCCUACGGUGGUUCACACUCCCAUCGGAAGCAUGGGACACACUUGUACCCAAGAAUGGGGCAAAGUGUGGGUGUGAUGCCUCCAUUUAUUUGAAAGACGGUCUCGGGCCUGAGUUGGUUGGGGAAGAGGAGCGCAGUAUCAGACCUUUCUGGGGUUGA